This is a messenger RNA of Mya arenaria, 5778 nucleotides long. RefSeq lists its product as uncharacterized. The coding region runs from base 695 to 3829 and encodes 1044 amino acids. The record is from RefSeq and is a predicted model, not a curated record. The transcript has 5 exons. Lineage: Eukaryota; Metazoa; Mollusca; Bivalvia; Myida; Myidae.
UACCUUAACUUGAUUUCCACUUUAAAUGGAAAAUUUUGACCGCAAACGCGUACCGGCCACGCAGUGUAUUCGAGGCUCGGAUUUUUCCAGCCGACUCAGAAACGUUUUUUUCUUGCUUACCUUAAAUUAUAUCUAUUUUUUGUACAAAGUGACGUAGAAAUCGCAUUUAGUACAUUUCUAUGGUGACACAGAGAUGACAUCCGCAACACUUUGUUUAUAUUGUGACCACAACAUAGUAAAUUGUGGCCACAAGUUAGUAAAUUGAGUGCUACGGAUGUCACCUCUAUGCCACCGUAGCCUUCCAAAAAACUUAACUUUUGAUUGAGAUGUAAGCGGACACAGAAUAUCGAUUACCUUAAGAAAACUGUUGAUAUCAACGCAUUUGUGAUUUAGCUGUGUUAGUGUUUAUUUAAGAAUUUGUGUCUGCAUUGUUACAAACAUUAUAACAGAACGUGAUCUUCAUCUGUGUCAAGGACAAACGUCGCCUGUUUGCACACAAGAUCGUCUUUGGAAACGAGGUUGUUCAACGAGCCAUGCAAUCUACCGCUUACUAUUUAACAUGCCCGGGUGUCUCUGAUCUUCGGAGGCUACCAUAGCUGGCUGGCAGUUAGACAAACGGUGCUUAAAUUUGUGGACUGCUGAAAUAAGCGGAAACUGCAUAAUUAGGUAUUGAAUAAGAUCUAAUGGCAAAACAAUGGCCUCUUAUCGAGAAUUUUUAAAGAAGAAGGCCGCCCAGAACUGGAUAAAGGCCGCCCUCGCCCUCAAAAUCACCAAGGACGGAUUACAAGAUUUUCUGGAGGACGUUCUGACAUGCGUUCACCAGGACAUCUAUAGCACUGUUAGAACAUCCAAGGGUCUUCCAUCCAGGGCAGCAUGUGCACAUUGUUUCACAGAAAACGUGUUGAAGUGCCCAACUCGUGGGAUAUGCACCAGUACUAGAAACUGUAGAUUUCAUAACUGUCCUCAAAAACUGUAUGCUCCUUGUCCAAAUGGGAUUUGUGAAGGCGUCCGUGAUGAAAUAGUCAAACAUCACAGGUUUUCGGGACCAUCAUGGAAGAAUACGAACGCCGACAAAUGGAGCACCAUUCCCUGGGAGAUAGGCAAGUGUUUCCUGCCCCCUGAUGGCUACAAGACCGUGUCCUCCAUCAAAGACAGUGACUUUAACGGAGUGAUCAGCGUCAUGAUGAAUUGCGAGGAUUUCCAGAACAAACUGUCGUUUAACGUUGCGACACAGCAAAAUUUAUUAACAGAGGUUCGGGAUAUUGGUCGACGCGUACGCCAUUCCCAUGACCAGAGGGUCAAGAACACAGAACUAGUGGACUUUGUGUUGAAGCUACGCACCCUGCUGGAGGAUAAGACUGAACUAGCAAACAGACCGGAGGCACAACACGCUGUGGAACAGCUUAAGAAGCUGCAAACAGACGAUUUCAAGAUCAGUGCUGAGAACGAAGGGGAGAUAUUGAAGGAAGGAUUACGACUACGUUUGGCAAACCAUUACCGAACCACGUUGGCCGACAUGCCGAUAUCUCCCAUUCUCGGAGAAAAGAACGCCAAACUCAGGAAAUUCUACGUGGCACCGACAAUUGUGGAGAAAGAUCAUCGAAAAAUCGGCAAAAUUGACAACAAAGAAAGCGGUCAAAAAAUUGCAAAAUUUUCAGAUGUUUUCAAAAAAGAAAUUCAGUUGCUCAGAAAUGUUUUCCUUGUUGGAGAACCGGGCAAUGGCAAAUCUACAUUCUCCGUAAUGUGUGCCCUGGAUUGGACUCACCAAUAUUUACCAGCGGAGGAAAACGUCGGUAUUAAAACAAGCUUUGCCGACCCAGAAUUCUUCAAAGAGUUUGCAUUUUUGUUUCAUGUCACCCUACGAGAUUCAGGUAAAACGUGUGAUCUAGCAGAAAUGAUCAAGGAUCAACUUAUACGUAAAAUCUACCACGAGAAGGAUGCCGAUGAUGGUUACCGGCUAUUGCAGACGGUGCUGGAAAGUGAAACAUGUUUAAUCAUAGCUGACGGCCUCGACGAAUGGACCCAUCCGGAAAACGUAAACUGUACCUGCAACACUGAGGAAAAAGUCACCCCUUUCCGAAAUUCGGCCAACAAGGCCACACUCCUCACGACAACGCGUCCCUGGCGAAUGUCACAGUUUAGAGUGCAGGAUUCAAAGAUCGACAAAUAUCUUGAAAUAGAAGGAGCUGCAGACACAGAGCAACUCGUGGAAAAUAUCAUCAACAUCCUUAAUGGGGGAAAUGAGGAUAAACGAACAACAUGGGCUUUCAUGGAAAUGGUGUCAGCGAAGGGUCUUAAAGGAUUAUUGUCAGCACCUAUCAGUAUCACCCAGCUCGUGUGCCUGUGGUUCGAGGGCAAAUCGUUAACCGAUUCAAAGUGUGACAUUUAUGCUGGUGUGAUAAACAUGCUAUCAUGUAGACUUAGUGAUAUGCAAAGCGGGCAUAACAUUCCGAAAAUUGAACUGCCAUCCGUAUUAAAGGAACAUGAAUGCUUCACGCAAAAUCCCAUGGUUUACCUUGCGCUGGCAAAGUUAGGAUACACAACUUUGUAUUCAGAGUGCAGAGAUUCGUCUGUUGUUUUCAGCAACAAAACAGUCAACGCUUUGUUAAGCAAGGAACAGGUUGAAUUUGCAUUGAAGUCAGGCUUACUCACGGAGAAGAAAUCCAACUCAUUGAUCAAGAGAUCAUCUCACUUUUCAUUCUUUCAUAAAACACUUCAAGAGUUUUUAGCGGCUCUUCAUUUAUGUUUAAAUGAAAACGACUACAGUCAGCUAUCAAGCAAGUACGAACAAGAUAAUAAGGAAAAUAUCUUGGGAGAUGUUUCUCAGACAUUUAUUUUCAUAUGUGGAAUGAAGCCCGAGCUCGGUGUACAAAUGUCUUCAUGGAUCAAUAGUUCUAGACCACCAUACCGACCAUUACUCGACAAUAGAGAGGCUGGACUACUUCAGGACCUGAUUCUCUCCGGGCACCGUGAAGCCAGGGCGAACAACUAUGGUGACAUACCGCUCUAUCUCGCAUACUUCAGGGUUGAGAGUGACGAGGAUUUCGUAGUGUUAAAAAAGCUGAUGAUGAUAAACAAGGAACGUAUUCAGUCACUAUACAUCAAUGGAUACAAUGAUCAAAUUAAUGGGGAAGAGCUGCAGGAGGUGAUCACAUCCUCCUCCGACUCCCUCAAAGCAGUGAGACUGGAUUGCCGUGAUGGGCAGUAUGACCUGUCCCAGUGUCACAGGCUGGAAGAUCUGUGUAUAGCGGGAGACAAUACAACACGUGUGCAGGUUGAUCCAACACAUAUUACAACAUGUCGCUUAUAUGGAGUAUCAUCGAAUGUUGAAAUGUACAUAUUUAGAUUAUUUAAACACGAUCAAAGGAGGAGUAAACUACAACGUGUUGAGUUAUCUAGCGUUAAGAAUGUCCAGUUACUUGUGGAUACACUACUAAGUUUCCCUCAGUUACAACGCCUUCACAUAGAGAAUACAGAUCUAGGUGAGCUCCACCUCCUUCCUCCAGCCUCCAUCACCGAUAUUACACUUCAUUUUGUGACAAUGACAGCGGGGGCGGUGCGGAGUCUGAUAGAGACGAUGAAGAACAUACCACACACCAUUACAUGCAACAUGGUGGCAUGCAGGGUGAAACCUGCCAGUGUGCGGAGUCUGAUAGAGACGAUGAAGAACAUACCACACACCAUUACAUGCAACAUGGUGGCAUGCAGGGUGAAACCUGCCAGUGAGAUGAAAGACAUCCGAGAACAUAUAAACAGUUCGCCGUCAUUCAAGGUUCUCUUCUUUGACGAUACGAGUGGAUGGCUUAAUUUCAGAUUCACCAGAAUGUAAACAAUAAGUUAAAUGUUAGCAUCGAUUAUGGGAAUUCAUAUUUGAUGAAAAACAGUGAAACAAUCAAUGGGGAAGUGUCAUUCUAUUUAUAGAAAUGUAUGUCACUUUUUCCAGGAACUAAUUAUUAUCACCACUUUCGAUGUGUAUUCAAAGUUAAUUUGAUUUAUGUUGUGUAUUUACUUGCAUCCUAAAAUAGAUUUAACUGUACACAGCAAUGUCGUUGGGGCUGGUGUUGUUAAAUAUAUCGAACUUGGAUGAAAACUUUCUUUUUAUACGCCCGAAGGGUCGUAUUAUGUUAUGGCCUCCAUCGUCUGUCCGUCCGUCUGUCUGUCUGUCCGUCCGUUAGCAAUUCCUUGUCCGGGCCAUAACUUGGUAACUAAUAAAGCGAUUUUCAAAUAACUUUAUACAAAUCAUCACUACAUUAAAAGGAUGUGUCGCGCGCAAUUUCCAGGUCCAUACCUCAAAGACUAGAAUCACCAUGGGGGUGCGUUAGCAAAUCCGUGUCCGGGCCACAACUUGGUCACUAAUAAAGUCAUUUUCAAAUAACUUUAUACAAAGCAUCAUUACAUUAAAAGGAUGUGUCGCGCGCAAUUUCCAGGUCCAUACCUCAAAGACUAGAAUCACCAUGGGGGUGCGUUAGCAAAUCCGUGUCCGGGCCACAACUUGGUCACUAAUAAAGUCAUUUUCAAAUAACUUUAUACAAAGCAUCAUUACAUUAAAAGGAUGUGUCGCGCGCAAUUUCCAGGUCCAUACCUCAAACACUAGAAUCACCAUGGAGGGGCGUUAGCAAUUUUGUUUCCGGGCCACAUCUUAGUUACUAAUAAAGUGAUUUUCAAAUAACUUUAUACAAAUCAUCACUACAUUAAAAGGAUGUGCCACAUGCAAUUUCCAGGUCCAUACCUCAAAGUCUAGAAUCACCAUGGGGGGACGUUAGCAAUUCCAUGUCCAGGCCAUAACUCAAAGACUAGAAUCACCAUGGGGGGGCGUUAGCAAUUCUGUGUCCAGGCCACAUCUUUGUAACUCGUCCGUUAGCAAUUCUGUGUCCGGGCCAUAACUUGGUAACUAAUAAAGCGAUUUUCAAAUAACUUUAUACAAAUCAUCACUACAUUAAAAGGACCUCAAGCCGAAUCUUCUUCGGGCGUAUAAUGCUCCGUUUCGCGGUGCUCUUGUUUAAUUAUAACACAACAGUCCGUAAUCAACACGUGCAAUAGUCGGUUCAACUUGAUGGACAUUUUUUUUAAAGAAUCCCUCAAUAAAUCAACUAAUUUCCUAGUUUAAUGUGAUAUCAUUUGAUAAAUGUUAAGUACUUACUACGCUAAGAGAUUAUUAAUUGAUAUGGAAUAUUUAACUUAUUUCUUUAUUCACAAUGGCAUUCUAGCUCAGCUGUUUUUUAUAUUCUGUAUUAUAGAAAUGUAUCAAAAACACGUUGACUUUUUUAAUUUUUAUGAUCUAUUACAUAAAUUUCACAUUAUUAUAAUGCUAUCUACAAAACUAUGAUAUCAUUUAUGCACCAGUCAAUUGUAACCACGGCCCUCAGGUCCGGGGGUAUACCGGGGAAAGGCGGGGAAAUUGGCCGUGUUUUUACUUUCCAGGUGGCCCUGCAGUGCCGUGUGAGUGCGGUGGUUUUGUCUUCGCGCCAAAUAUAGCGAGGAAUUGGCCUUACCUAGGGUCCCUGGGGUGCGAGGGCAUUAAACGGGGAUCUUACCAGCAAUUCGUCCCCGCAAGACGGGGAUUUUACCCGGGCUUGGCUGGAACGAAAGUCAAAGUCCCUGCUAUUCUCCGAACCUGGGGGAGGGGCGUAGUUAUAAUUGACUGGUGCAUUAUCGACAAAUGCUUCAAAGGAAAUACCCAAACAAUAAACACAUUUAGUUACCUAAAUAAUAGAAUAUACAAUGGCCUAUUAUUUAACAUGUCACACAAUUGGAGAAUUAUUGAAGAAGAUAUGGUUA